AAGUUUAAUUUGACUCUAAACACUAGCCCAUGACUCCUGAUUUCCUGUCGAUUAUAGUCAUUACAACAUUUCUUAAUUGCUUGGGAUUUAAGAGGCUACAACAUAAAAGAUACAAUUUUUGAUAUGUUAAUAUCUCACCUGCUGCUGUUGGUCACCAUGUUGUCCUUCCCUUUGAAUGAAAGUCCAAUGGCAAGUUUUAUUGCUUGUGAAUAAACUGUGAGGAGUUUGACGUGGUUAAGUUAGCCAGAGACAACGAGGUGGAGGAAAACACUCUUGUGUCACUAUCCACACUUCCUACCAUUUACAAGCAUUUCUUGUAGGCCUUCUGUCUAGGCCUGGCCAAUAAAGAGGCUUUUGGUGGAAGCCUUUUGUUGUUGGUCCCAGAUCAAUCUUGAUGUUGUUCAUAGGAUGCAUAAAGCUAGGAUUUGACCUGGGAAGGCUGAUCUGAGAGCAGGCCAAAAGGACAUGUUUUACCCAGAGCUAAUAAAGUAGCAUGGACAGCACCUAGCUUCCUGCAGUAAUAAGGGAACAAACUGUUUGGGUGAUUAACACCUCAUGAGGCAUAUGUGGGGGCAGAGGAGACACUUAAGCUUCUGAAGUGAGGUUCCCCCCUUCUCCCUAAAAACAGGAAAGUGGAGUUCCCAGACACCUCCAUGACCAGGACAAGGCCCAAACUGUGAGACAAGAAAGCAGAUCAAAGAGCAUCAGAUUGAUGUUCUAGCCAACAUACACACCUUUUUCAUGUGAGAAGAGGGUGGGCAUCCACCGGGGAAGAGCUCCAUCACAUCACAUCGCAUCACAUGUCCACAGCUGCCUGCUGCACUCAGAAUCCAGAGUGGUCAGAGACUCCAGCUUCAAGGCCAUGUACGUCCAUGAGGACUACCCUUAUCCACUCAAUCCCCUGACCAAGACCUAUGGAUACUAUCCACAAGGACAGAUGAAUUCAGUUUGCCAGCCAAGCUGUGGUGAAGCAGAGCUGAUGUCACUUCCGGUUCAUGCGGCGCUUCAGGGGCGAGAACUGUGGGACAAAUUUAACAAAGUUGGCACUGAGAUGCUCAUCACUAAAACGGGCAGACGCAUGUUUCCCAGCUGCAGAGUCACAGUGAUGGGGCUAAACCCCAAAGUCAAGUAUGUGCUGAUGAUGGACAUGGUGCCGUUUGAUAAUAACAAGUACAAGUGGAACAGGGAUCACUGGGAGGUGAGCGGCAAAUCCGAACCUCACCUGCCAAACCGCUUCUUCAUCCACCCGGACUCACCCGCUUUGGGAGAAAGGUGGAUGCAGUAUCCUAUCUCCUUCCAUAAACUCAAGCUCACCAACAACACACUCAACUCUAAAGGCCUGGUGGUGCUUCAUUCCAUGCACAAAUACCAGCCUCGUCUACACAUAGUUCAGUCUCCAGACCCCUGUGGAGGCCACAGUGGUGGUUACCUGCGAUUUACCUUCCCAGAGGCAUCCUUCAUAGCAGUCACAUCCUACCAGAACCAUGAGAUCACCAAGCUGAAGAUUGACAACAACCCCUUUGCCAAAGGCUUUCGUGACAACGGACUUAGCAGGAAAAGGUUUAGAGACAAGGAUAUGCAUCAGAAAUCAGUUUCAGGGCAGCAACAGAACAGGACACAAAAUCACCAAGCAAGUCUACUGGACACGGAUGAUGAGGAAGAUGAACAAGUCUCCAGCUCAGUGGAGUCCGCUGGUGCACUGUGCCUACCGCACAUGAAAGCUGCGCCCAUGCCUGUCUCCAACCCUUUCUUAUCAGCAUUUAUGAAGAGUGGAGGUGCUGGAUUGGCCUGUGGCCAGGAGGAACUGAGCCAGAGCACCAUUUCCCAUCAAUCCCAGCAUAUGCUCAACAGCAAGAACAGAGACUCCAGGAGGCCUGAUGACAAUCUCCAGUACAUGUGUGCCUCUUUGCCAGAAGCCCACAGCACCCGAAUCCCGAUGCCACAGCAGCAGCCAUGUCACAGCCCAGACAUCCAGACCCCAGCCGUACUCCAGAUUUACUCAGCCCAAGCCAAACUCCACCAGUCCCUCCAUCUGCCACCCAAACUCAGCCGAAUGCAGCUGCCUGAAAGUGUCUUUAGGAGUCUGGAUUCCAAUCCAAAGCCCCUGUCUGACAUUUUCAACACAAUCCGGGCACGAGUGGUGGCCAAGGAUUCACAAAUUAUUCCCCAGCACGAGCAGACGGCCUCAGGCUCAAAUAGAGAAGAGAAAGCCCUGAUUUUCCCAGCUGUCCAGGACUGCGGUGCGACAUUUUGCACUGAACAAUACACUGGCCAUGCAACAGAGUGGCCUGCUUUCAAUGGGAACACAGGGCAGAGUAGCACUGAGCCCAGAUCAGUGGCAUUUUCACAGCUGGGGGAAUACACUGGAGAAAGUGCUGCUGGGAAAUAAAGAGAAUAAGGACUCAGAUAAAACAUCAGUAUUCUUCCUCUGAGCAUUUUACAAGACAUGAAUAUACUGGGAAUUUUUUUUUGUACUGGUUACAUGAAUAAAACCUUAAAAUCAA
Molecule: messenger RNA, 2504 nt
Organism: Pangasianodon hypophthalmus (striped catfish)
Lineage: Eukaryota; Metazoa; Chordata; Actinopteri; Siluriformes; Pangasiidae
Gene: tbx16l
Product: T-box transcription factor 16, like
Exons: 9
Coding region: 863-2389 (508 amino acids)
Biological process (GO): heart looping; regulation of transcription by RNA polymerase II; positive regulation of DNA-templated transcription
Cellular component (GO): nucleus
Molecular function (GO): DNA-binding transcription factor activity, RNA polymerase II-specific; RNA polymerase II cis-regulatory region sequence-specific DNA binding
Source: RefSeq, a predicted model, not a curated record